AUGAUUCCGCAUCACUGAGGUCGAACGGAAAUCACGUUGCCGCUUCCAGCAGAACGGAACGGCAACGUCGCAAAAACGCUUGGGAGGGAAAGACAUUCAGUUGGCGGGUGGGUAAACGCGCAGUGCGCAACAUGGCGAAUUUCGACACAAUAAAAUUAAUAGAAGAAGUGAAACGUAGAAAUGUGUUGUGGUUGAGUAAGGAUCGUAGAUUGCAUGGAGAAACUGAUACUAGGAUCAAAGCAUGGGAGGAGAUAGCAGCGAUAUUAUACCAUAAUUGGAACACUUGCUCUGAAGUACAACGAGUGCAGAGACUGGAACUUUUAAAGAAAAAAUGGCGUAAUGUAAGAGAUUAUUACAAAAAAGAAAAGAAGAGAUUAGAAUAUCAAAGUACAACAUCAGGAAAAGGUAGAGAAAGAGAAAAGAGACUGAACAACUACUUCGACCAAAUGACCUUCUUAGAUGAUGGCCUAGAGAGACAUGACAGUAAUAACCCAGAAGAAUUAUUUGAUGACAGGUAUGAGGAUUCUAAUAAUUCCACAGAGGAUACUCUUCCCAUAAGACCUGUAAAGCAAGAAGAAAAAGACCCAAUACCAACGACCAAUGAAAUGCCGUCAUUUGUAACGGAAAUUCUGACAACUCCGAACUGUCAAGACGAUUCAAAAUUGACAGCGAACAGGAACUUUUUGCUCUCCUUACUACCGGAUAUGACGUCAUUAGAUGAGAGGAACAACAUGAUAUUUCGAAUGGGAGCAUUGCGUCUGAUGAGCGAUAUAAAAUUCGGGUCGGAUUGACCGCCUAUUAUACGGUUCACAAAACCCUAUUUCUCGUUACUGGGGAUCUGAAAUAGCCGACUAAUUAGAAAUUGUAACCGGCGGGGAACUACAUUUGCCUAAUUCUAAUGAACCUCGUACCUGCGAGCACCCAGUGGUAAAUGCCGGAUUCGUCCUAAUUUUACUUCAAUCUUUUGUGUUUCGGAACUUUCCGAAUAGAUAUAAGAAUUGUUAUUUGUAUUUUUGUGAGUAUUAUACGUAAUUCACUAAAAAUAUGUGAUUUCAUUAUAGG
Messenger RNA from Spodoptera litura, 1062 nucleotides. RefSeq lists its product as uncharacterized. The record is from RefSeq and is a predicted model, not a curated record. Gene Ontology annotation, cellular component: nucleus; transcription regulator complex. Gene Ontology annotation, molecular function: DNA binding. Gene Ontology annotation, biological process: regulation of transcription by RNA polymerase II. NCBI's taxonomy places the organism in Eukaryota, Metazoa, Arthropoda, Insecta, Lepidoptera, Noctuidae.